Salvelinus fontinalis (brook trout) is the source of this 5188-nucleotide messenger RNA. RefSeq names its product type-1 angiotensin II receptor A. The coding region runs from base 782 to 1888 and encodes 368 amino acids. Gene Ontology annotation, biological process: G protein-coupled receptor signaling pathway; behavioral response to pain. The transcript has a single exon. Gene Ontology annotation, cellular component: membrane. Lineage: Eukaryota; Metazoa; Chordata; Actinopteri; Salmoniformes; Salmonidae. The record is from RefSeq and is a predicted model, not a curated record. Gene Ontology annotation, molecular function: G protein-coupled receptor activity.
ACGUCUUACUUUGAACAUAUAUGAAAAGGUAUUACAGGAAUAUUGUGAAAGAACACGCAUGGGUAACUGAUUGUUAAAAUGCUAAGUAAUCUUCUAAUGUUGGUUACCAUUUGCCCUUUUGAAAUAUGUGGAAAGAGAGAGAUCUGACAUUUUCCCAAUUGACCCAUGGGAUCUAAUUGCAAACUAAUGACCUUAUUCAUUACCGGACAAUAUCAUUAAUUUCCCAUGUGAAAUAGAAUUGGUAGCAAUGUGUAUCCCGAAUGGCACUCCAUUUCCUAUAUAGUGCACUAUUUUUUGACCAAAGCCCUAUGGGCCCUGGCCAAAAGUAGUGCACUGUAAAGGGAAUAGGGUGCCAUUUGGGACGUAGUCAUGAUCUUCUGACGUAAUGAUGCCAUGGUGUGAUAAAAAGCUGUGAAAAAAGUUGCAGAACAUUUAAAAGGUUCUCAGGUACAGCUGCGUUCUUCAAGGGUAAGUGUUGAUCAGAACGAUCUCCGUGUUACUUCAGUUUUAUUAUAUAUGUUUCAGUUAUAUUUCUUCUAUGUUGUCUAAAAGUUUGCUCAAAGUUGUUUAUGAAUAUUAGAAUGAAGACAUUUAUUUAGCUUGUUAUUGUUACAGAAGUGUGAUUUCAUGUCAGAUUAGAAUAUUACUCUAGAGUAUGUCUUUCCCAGUGUAUUGCCAUUUUAUUAUAAAUGUGAUUUGACAGAUGAUUGGAAUUUGUAAUUGUUUGAUCUGACACAUUUAUUCAAUUAUCAGUUGAUACAGGAACUCUGUUGAAAGGAACAUGUCUGAAAUGGACUCCGUCCCCAGGUGGUUAUUGCGAAGAAACAGCACAUCGUCGAUUAUUGAAGACCUUUCCCUGCCCUUAGUCCCCUUCGAGGACUGCAGCUCAACCUGUAACUACGCUGCAACCAUCAUUCCUCCAUUCUACCAUACCCUCUCACUGCUCGGUAUCUUUGGAAACGUCUGCAGCCUGGUGAUCUGCCUCAAACCGUCUCGACCUUGGAGUAUCGGCUCCAUCGGAGUACUCAACCUAGCUCUGUGUGACCUAGCGUACCUGGCCUCCAUACCGCCCAGGGCUAUCUAUGUAAGUGAGAACUACGACUGGAGCAUGGGCAGUUCACUGUGCAUCCUGAGUAACAUACUCCACUUUGUGGGCCUGACCUCCAGCACCAUGUUUAUCUGUGUUGUCAGCACCGACCGCUUCCUGGCUAUUGUCUUCCCACUCGAGUCACGGAUGGUCCGCACCCCCCGCAACGCUGCCCUGGUCUCACUGCUCCUAUGGGCCAUUACCGUCCUGCUCAUUUACCUCAGCUAUCCUAACAUCAACUACAGGGAGCGGAAGAGCGGCAUCCGCUACUGUGGAACUGUGGUGACCUCAAGGUUCAGGUACAGCGCAGCCACCUACAAUCUGUUAUCCUACUACUCUGUGCAGGUGUCUGUUCCCUUGCUCCUCAUCAUCCCGUCCUACAUGAAGAUUAUAGCCCGGAUGAGGCAGUCGCGGCAGCAGUGGGCUGCAGGCAACAUGCAGGGCCGGGGGGACAAGACCAUCUGGCUGAUUGCAGUUUUCAUAGCCAAUUUCUUGGUGUGCUGGGUACCAGGGCAGUUGCUCCAUAUUAUAGCUUGCAUCAUCUUCUUCAUGUUGUAUGACCACACUAAUACGUGUAGGGUGGCCAAUGUUGUGAACCUCCUAGUGGAGUCAUCCCAGUUACUCUACUGCCUCAAUGCUUUUCUGGAUCCCUUUAUUUUCCACGUCCAAGAGGGGCUUUGGGAGCUGGUCAGUAAAGCACUAGAGUCUGUUGGUUGUAGAGUCUGUUGGAGUAAUUAUGCAUGGAGUGGAAAGAAACAUUUUGGAGGACCUCCUUCAGUCAGUGUAGUCCAACUGAGCUGAGAUGUGCUUGUAGAUGCAUUUUGUCUGCUGCUAUUGGGAUGCUGAGAAAAUGUAGGCAAUGAUGCAUGCAUUUAGCCUGGUUACCAGUCUGUUCAGCUAUUACAUUCCACUCCAGAGACUGGGCUUUGUUAGAAUAUUCAUAUAACAUCACUGUUUUGUUUUUUCAAUCAUUUAUUUGUUUUGGUGACAUUUUUACAAGUAUGUGGUACAUUUUCACAACUCAAUACAAAACUCCAAAAAGACAGUUUUUUAAAAACAUCAAGCACGUUUUCAAUUGGGUAAAGUACAACACAAAAUCAUAGUAACUUUUUCACCAUACUUAAUCAGUUUCAUCAAGAAAUGUUUCACAUUGCAAUACAUGCAAUAUAUGUGUUCAUAUAAAGUAAAAGGUAAUGCUUGAUUGUUGUUUAAUUUGUUAAAAUACUUAACUAUUUCAAACUGGUUUGUCUACUAUAUACAUAUUUUGAAAUCUAUAGAAUGGAAUUGUAUGUUUGUAAAUUAUACAAAUAUAUAUCAUACUUAUAUACAGUACCAGUCAAAAGUUUGCACACACCUACUCAUUCAAGGAUUUUCUUUAUUUUUAAUAUUUUCUACAUUGUAGAAUAAUAGGGAUGAAAUAACACAUGGAAUCAUGUAGUAACCAAAAAUGUUUUAAACAAAUCAAAAUAUAUUUUAGGUUAUUCAAAGUAGCCACCCAUUGCCUUGAUGACCGCUUUGUACACUCUUGGCAUUCUCUCAACCAGCUUUACCUGGAAUGCUUUUCCAACAGUCUUGAAGGAGUUCCAACAUAUGCUAAGCACUUGUUGGCUGCUUUUCCUUGGCCAAAUAGUCCUUACACAGCCUGGAGGUGUGUUUUGGGUCAUUGUCCUGUUGAAAAACAAAUUUACAUUUACAUUUAAGUCAUUUAGCAGACGCUCUUAUCCAGAGCGACUUACAGGUACAUACAUCCAUACUUUUUUUUUUGUACUGGCCCCCCGUGGGAAUCGAACCCACAACCCUGGCGUUGCAAGCGCCAUGCUCUACCAACUGAGCCACACGGGGCUACAAAUGAUAGCCAUGCUGGUUAAGUGUGCCUUGAAUUCUAAAUAAAUCAUAGACAAUGUAUCACUAGCCACUUUAAACAAUGCCACUUAAUAUAAUGUAUAUGUAUAUACUGUACUCUAUAUAAUCUACUGCAUCUUGUCAUCUUUAUGUAAUACAUGUAUCACUAGCCACUUUAAACGAUGCACUUUUAUGUUUACAUACCCUACAUUACUCAUCUCAUAUGUAUAUACUGUACUCUAUACCAUCUACUGCAUCCUGCCUAUGCUGUUCUGUACCAUCACUCAUUCAUAUAUCUUUAUGUACAUAUGCUUUAUCCCUUUACACUUGUGUUUAUAAGGUAGUAGUUGUGGAAUUGUUAGGUUAGAAUACUCGUUGGUUAUUACGGCAUUGUCGGAACUAGAAGCACAAGCAUUUCGCUACACUCGCAUUAACAUCUGCUAACCAUGUGUAUGUGACAAAUAAAAUUAGUUUUUUUAAAUGUUAUUUUGAUGUCACCAGCAAAGCACCAUCACACCACCACCUCCAUGCCCCACGAUGGGAACCACACAUGUGGAGAUCAUCCGUUCACCUACUAUGCUUCUUACAAAGACAUGGCGGUUGGAACCAAAAAUUCAAAUUUGGACUCAGACCAAAUGACAGAUUUACACCGGUUUAAUGUCCAUUGCUCAUGUUUCUUGGCCUGAGCAAGUCUCUUCUCAUUGAUGUUGCUUCUCAAAGAUGUUGCACACUGCUUUACUACAGUAAAAUUGCAUUGGCCAGUAGUAAACUAUAUUCCAUGUCAUUUAUGUAGCAGAUUCUUUCAUCCAAAGUGACCACAGUAAAUCCAUACAAUCAAACCCAUAUCCCUGUUGUUAUUAGUGUCAUGCACAACUGAGACACACAAGAACAUUACAAUACAUGAGUACAAUACUUUAAAACGCAAUACAUGAUUACCAUAUGAUUGUGGAAGAUGUCUUCACACCUUUUUUUGCCCACACAUGGGAUAGAAAAGAUGAUUUGAUUUUCAGUCAAUUUUGAGGGGUAGUGCAAGUGAAUAUCCUGUGAAAACAGUGCCAUGUACUGAUUUAAAACCAUUGUUUUAGUUAUAUUUCAGUGAACUUAUAUUUUGGGUCAAUGGUCACUGUAUGUGGUGAAAGAUGUCUCCAAACAAAAUGAAUGCACAAUGAACGGUUUUGGAUGCAAGACCGAAUGUGUUACAAGGAGUUUUGUACUAAAAGUGUUUACAAUUCAUCGCAUACUUGUGAAAAUGGCACCAACGCGAUUGAAAAAGAGCUCAAGGAGAUCUGAUUUGAUAAACAUCACAGCUGUCCUUCAUUUCAAAGGUUACGCAACUAUUGGAACUCGUCAGUUAAUAUCUCCAGCAACCGUUUUAUUUUUAUCAAGACGAAGCGGUUUCCACUAACGUUAGUUAGCACAUUUUGACUUUGUGACUGUGGUAUCUUUCAAAAAUGGCUAGCUCGCGUCUAGGGUCUAAAUUCUGAAACUAAAUAUAUACCAACUACAAAACGUAUUAACUUUCCUAGCUAACAGCAAACUUGUUGUUCUUGACUUUGUUAUAAUAUUACCGUAAUUAUAUUUUCGUGGCUCCACGUGUUAUGGACACAAUCAAAUUGAGUUCUGUUAACCAGCCGAAAUAGCUCAGUUGGGAGAGCGUUAGACUGAAGAUCUAAAGGUCCCUGGUUCGAUCCCUGGUUUCGGCAGUCAAUGUUUUUGGGCUUCCAAGUGGCGCAGUGGUUUAAGGCACUGCAUCUCAAGAGGCGUCACUAGAGUCCCUGGUUCGAAUCCAGGCUGUGUCACAUCCAGCCGUGAUUGGGAGUCCCGUAGAGCAGCGCACAAUUGGCCCAGCUUUUUCCGGGUUUGGCCGGUAAAGGCCAUCAUUGUAAAUAAUAAUUUAUUCUUAAAGGAUUUGCCUAGUUAAAUAAAGGUUAAAUAAAUAAAAUGUAAAAAACAAUGAGCAACUCAACGUCCCUACCCCCCAUCGAAGUUGAACUGUAAAAUGCGGUUGGGGUUUCGCGUAGGAAGUCCCAAGGAUCCCGGAUAGCACUAACUCUUUGGCACAUGACACAGAGUACAAUGAGUGGAAUGUUUGUCAGACUGGUACUAAGACUAGCAUGCACUGGUGUCUGGGAAAGAUGUAAUAUAUUGUCAAUGUCACUUCCCACACAAAGCCAUGUAAAAAAGUAAACUAAAACUCUUAAGUUAUGUGUUUGUCAGUGUCAUGCCUGUACAUGAAAAGGUAAAUAAAAGGUUAAAGUC